Molecule: messenger RNA, 585 nt
Organism: Dendroctonus ponderosae (mountain pine beetle)
Lineage: Eukaryota; Metazoa; Arthropoda; Insecta; Coleoptera; Curculionidae
Gene: RpII18
Product: DNA-directed RNA polymerases I, II, and III subunit RPABC2
Exons: 2
Coding region: 144-539 (131 amino acids)
Biological process (GO): DNA-templated transcription
Cellular component (GO): RNA polymerase III complex; nucleus; RNA polymerase II, core complex
Molecular function (GO): DNA binding; DNA-directed RNA polymerase activity
Source: RefSeq, a predicted model, not a curated record
AUGCGUUUAGUUUUAGCGGCAACGCUGCAUGACAGACAAUGACGGAUAAGUGACAUCAAAACCAAAACAUGCAUUUUAAGUGACCACAACACGCGAGAGUGUUAAAUUUGCUAAAUAUAAAUUAGUUCAAAUUCGCAAAUACCAUGGCUGAUGAAGAAUUUGAAGAUAAUGAUGUCGGUGAGGACUUUGAAGACGACGUAGACGAUGAUAACAUCGAAGAACUGGAACAACCUGAUGAGGAAGGCGACAACAUAGAUAUUUUGCAACCUGGUCAAGCUGGAGGCGGUGUGCCAAAAAACAAGCGAAUUACAACCAAGUACAUGACCAAGUAUGAAAGAGCUAGAGUGCUUGGAACACGUGCCCUACAGAUCGCCAUGUGCGCCCCCGUCAUGGUGGAGUUGGAUGGGGAAACCGACCCCUUACAAAUCGCUAUGAAAGAACUGAAGCAGCGCAAAAUUCCCAUUAUCAUUCGACGUUAUCUCCCUGACCAUUCGUAUGAAGACUGGGGUAUCGAUGAGUUAAUUAUUAUAGACCACUAGGAAUUGCUUUAUAUUACUGUAAAUACACUUAUACUUUUGGUACCAA